UGAAGAACUAAAAUAUGGUAACACAAAUAAAAAAACUGCGGAUAGGAGCAUUUCAACGUUUUCAAGUGCCAAAUCAAAGUUUCCAAUGAGAACACACGCUUUAGUACUGCUGUCCGUCACAAUCUUCCUAUUUGACAGAGCUUCGUGCAUACCUUUGCGUCAAAGAAGAGAACAGCGUAGUGGUCGACGCGAAGCACGAAGCAACUCUUCCACAACAGAAAGAAGUCCAUCCAGCCUACAAAUAUGGAAUGGAUGUACUGGAUCCAGCGGGUCUCUAAGACAUAACUGGGGACCCCGGUCGCAUGCGUUUGAUGACAC
This is a messenger RNA of Owenia fusiformis, 318 nucleotides long. The record is from the annotation of a GenBank genome assembly. Lineage: Eukaryota; Metazoa; Annelida; Polychaeta; Sabellida; Oweniidae.